Molecule: messenger RNA, 1320 nt
Organism: Anopheles nili
Lineage: Eukaryota; Metazoa; Arthropoda; Insecta; Diptera; Culicidae
Product: tubulin beta chain-like
Exons: 1
Coding region: 1-1320 (439 amino acids)
Biological process (GO): microtubule cytoskeleton organization; mitotic cell cycle
Cellular component (GO): cytoplasm; microtubule
Molecular function (GO): structural constituent of cytoskeleton; GTPase activity; GTP binding
Source: RefSeq, a predicted model, not a curated record
AUGCGAGAAAUUGUAGUGUUUCAUCUCGGCCAAUGUGGUAACCGUGUGGCGGAAAACUUUUGGCAGUACAUCUGCGAAGAGCACUGCCUGAACACGUCCGGGCAGUUCGUGGGAGAGCAUUAUCUGCCGUUGCAGCGCAUCAACGUCUACUUCGAUGAGUCGCCGUGCUGCAACUUUGUACCACGUGCGAUCUUUGCGGAUCUCGAACCAAGCUCACUGAACUACAUCCGUUGUGGUCAAUACGGGAAUCUCUAUUCGCCGGAUAGCUUCAUCGCUGGGCAAACGAGCGCUGGUAAUAACUGGGCCCGUGGUUAUCAUACCGAGGGUGCAGAUCUUCUCUAUCAGAUCGAUGAUCACACGCGUCGUCUUGUCGAGGGAUGCGAUUGUCUGCAGGGUUUCCAGCUAGUGCACUCGAUUGGUGGUGGCACCGGAUCUGGGCUGGGUACACGGUUGCUGGAAACGCUUAAGGAUCACUUUCCGGGCAAAAUUACGAACACGUUCAGCGUUAUCCCUUCGCCGAAGGUGUCCGAGGUGGUGGUUGAACCGUACAACGCCCUGUUCGCACUUAGCUCGAUGAUUCGUUCCAGUGACGAAACGUUCUGUCUCGACAAUGAAGCCAUGUACGACAUCUGUGUGAACACACUGCGACUCCCAAUACCGGGGCUGGAUGAUCUCAACCAUCUGAUCGCGUCCACAAUGGCGGGCAUUACGUGUAGCUUUCGUUAUCCGGGCCAGCUGAACUCCGAUUUGCGCAAGUUGCUCACGAAUAUGGUGCCGUACCGUCGGUUGCACUUUUUUGUCCCCGGAUUCGCCCCUUUAUGUUGUCGUGAUGCGGCGUGUUAUCGUCAGACAACCGUGCCCGAGCUCGUGUAUCAGCUGUUUAGCCGGAAUAACCUAAUGGCGGCUUGUGAUCCUCAAGCUGGGACGUUCCUGACGGCAGCGGCGAUCUUCCGAGGUCGACUUUCGACGCGUAUGAUCGAAGAACACAUGGCUAGUGUGCGCUCGAAGCAAGAGAUGUCAUUCUGCAGCUUCAUCCCGAACAACGUCAAGUCGGCCAUUUGUGAUGUGCCACCGCGAGGCAUGAAAAUGGCGGCCACAUUCAUCGCCAACACGACGGCCAUCACGCAGCUGUUCAAGCGCAUUAUGGAUCAGUUUGGGACCAUGUACCGACAGCGCGCAUUUCUGCACUGGUAUACGGGCGAAGGAAUGGACGAGGCGGAAUUCACGGAGAUGGAGAAAAACCUGUCAGAACUGGUGGAGGAGUACGGAAGCUACGAACAGGCGGGUAAUGUGAAGGUCGAAUAUCCAGAUGAUGAGUAA